This is a messenger RNA of Prunus avium (sweet cherry), 2934 nucleotides long. Its product is annotated as ion channel POLLUX-like protein, putative (DUF1012). Gene Ontology annotation, biological process: monoatomic ion transport. The record is from RefSeq and is a predicted model, not a curated record. NCBI's taxonomy places the organism in Eukaryota, Viridiplantae, Streptophyta, Magnoliopsida, Rosales, Rosaceae.
CCAAAAGCCUGUUAAUAUUGAAAAAGACAGCUCAGACUUUAAUGAAUCUCGCUUUUCUCUCACUUUUCUCACUCUUCUUUGUGUUGCUGCUGCCUUUGUGUUCUGUCUUCUCGUCGGCCCCAGUUUCUCUCUUCCGAACCUCAAACUCAAACAUCUCUGACACUAAACACAGAAAUGGUUGUGAGUCAGUUGCAGAGCUUGCAGCUAUGCGUUUUGCCUCGUCGGGUUCCUCCUUCACCCAACCGUUUUUCUUCCUCAAAGAGGAAAUCAAUGCCAUGCCAAUUUUGGUGGAUAAAAUCUUCAUCUUUACAUGCAAGUAAUUUCAUAGUACAAAACAGAGGAAAAUGUGAGGUCAGUUCUCAAAGGGCAGGAAAUAAGUUAGGUUCCACUGUGUAUAUAAAUGUUGCAGAUGAUUCGAAUGACAAACUCCCUGGUACAGAUCAGAUUAAUAUUUCUCAGGUUCACCUUGCUAAAGUCGUGAUGGGAUUGGUGUCCUUAUAUUUGUCAAUUAGACUGGCAAAGUCAAAUGUUUUUAACAUUUUCAUUAAAAUUGUCCAAGAGAAACUUCCCAGUGUUGUUCAAAAUUUUGGGGCUGCCAACUUGCCUUUUGCCUGCGUUUCUAAUUCUUUGAAUAAACCCAUGCCUCUUGGGUUGGAUGUGUCUUUGCCUUCAUUUCAAGAUAUUAGGUGGAGCUUUGCCCGGUUAUUGUAUCUAUUUAACAUCCAACUUGAGAAAAAUGUUGCCACGUUCUUUCUAGUGCUCCUGGUAGCAUGCUUCUCAUUUGUUAUCAUUGGUGGUUUCCUGUUCUUCAAGUUCAGGGGUAGUAACGAGUCUUUGGAGGACUGCUUCUGGGAGGCUUGGGCAUGUCUGUGUUCAUCAUCGACACAUCUAAAACAAAGAACACGCGUUGAACGUGUUAUUGGUUUCAUUCUUGCAAUAUGGGGCAUAUUAUUUUACACUCGCUUAUUGAGCACAAUGACUGAACAGUUCAGGAAUAAUAUGUACAGGCUCAGAGAAGGCGCACAAAUGCAAGUUCUGGAGAGUGAUCAUAUCAUUAUUUGUGGAGUGAACAGUCAUCUUUCUUUCAUACUAAAGCAACUAAACAAGUAUCAUGAAUUUGCCGUCCGCUUAGGUACUGCUACAGCUAGGAGGCAGAGAAUUCUUCUUAUGUCGGAUCUCCCAAGAAAGCAGAUGGACAAGCUAGCUGACAAUUUAGCCAAAGAUCUUAUUCAUAUUGAUAUCCUUACAAAGAGUUGCAGCCUUAGUUUAACAAAAUCAUUUGAAAGAGCCGCUGCCAACAAGGCGCGUGCCAUAAUUAUACUGCCAACGAAGGGAGAUCGGUAUGAAGUUGACACCGAUGCUUUUUUAUCUGUUCUGGCUCUUCAACCCAUCCCCAAUAUGGAAUCUGUCCCCACAAUUGUUGAGGUCUCAAGUUCUAAUACAUGUGAGCUCUUGAAGUCAAUCUCAGGGUUAAAAGUAGAGCCUGUAGAAAAUGGUGCAUCCAAAUUAUUUGUUCAAUGCUCUCGUCAAAAGGGACUGAUAAAGAUCUACAGGCACUUGCUUAAUUAUCGAAAAAAUGUAUUUAAUCUUUGCAGUUUUCCAAGUCUAGCAGGGCUUAAGUAUAGGAGAGUACGGCAUGGGUUUCAAAAGGCAGUUGUUUGUGGGCUUUAUAGGAACGGGAAGAUAGACUUCCACCCUUAUGACGAUGAAAUCUUGCAGGAAACUGACAAAGUAUUGUUCGUUGCACCUGUUAAUGGGACUAAGAAACCACAUGUUGCUUAUUCAAAUGUUGUGAGAGAAAUAGGUAAUGCUAAUGAAAAUUUGGAAGAUCAAGAAAAGAAUGGUAGUACCCAAUCGCAUGCUUUACAAUUGAAAACACGACUGGAAAACAUUGUAAGGCGUCCCAAUAAACCAGGUUCCAAGGGCUCAGACUGGACCUUAGGACCAAAAGAAUUUAUACUUCUGCUUGGAUGGCGCACCGACAUCAUAGAAAUGAUUGAAGAAUAUGACAAUUAUCUUGGACCUGGCAGUGUCGUGGAAAUUUUAUCGGAUGUACCAUUAGAUGACAGAAAUAGGGCAAGACAAGUUUCUGGUCAAGGCAAACUCAAAAACGUCAAGGUUUCUCAUAGGAUUGGGAAUCCAAUGAACUUUGACACCUUACAAGAAACCAUAAUGAAUAUCCAGAAGUCAUUGAAGAACAAAGAUAUUCCCUUGUCCAUCGUUGUAAUAUCUGAUAGAGAAUGGCUUCUUGGAGAUCCAACCAGGGCAGACAAGCAAUCUGCAUAUUCUCUUCUUCUUGCUGAGAAUAUUUGCAACAAACUUCAUGUAAAGGUACAGAAUUUAGUUGCCGAGAUCGUGGACUCAAAAUUGGGCAAACAAAUCACAAGAAUUAAGCCGUCCCUGACUUACAUUGCUGCAGAGGAAGUAAUGAGCCUCGUAACAGCUCAAGUUGCUGAGAACAGUGAACUAAAUGAGGUGUGGAAAGACAUUCUAAAUGCAGAGGGUGAUGAAAUAUAUGUAAAGGAUAUAAGCCUCUAUAUUAAAGAGGGAGAGAAUCCUUCAUUCUUUGAGCUUGCCGAAAGAGCGCAAUUACGGAAAGAAGUUGCAAUAGGUUAUGUGAAAGACAACAAGAAGGUUAUUAAUCCAGAUCCCAAGUCAGAACCCCUCUCCCUUGAGUUGACAGAUUCAUUAAUAGUUAUAUCUGAACUUGAAGGAGAACAACCCAUCCUUGUGUAGAAAGUACAUUUGGUCUUCACUUUGUUGCCUGUCCCCAUUGUUUUCAUUGGUGCUAUGUUUAUAUGAUUUCAAGCUGAAACUAUCACCCAAACUUUCCUUUUAAAAAUCUAAAUCCCUUCUUAAAUAGAAGCACUCAUUUCUUUUGACAUUGUAAGUGUUCUCUGAGCUUGUACCAUAGAAAUGGCAUUAAAACUGAAA